AUGGAGGCUUACACUAGGACUUCACUUCCGGCAUACAAUCUUAAUGUGUCAUCUCCCGAGGGAGAUGACAAUAACCGGGGAUCAGAUGCUGUGAUUUUGUCUCUAUCAGACGUGGCGGCAUUGGUACAAACCUUAGAAGUUAUACUGCCGCGAUUUCAAGAUAAUCCUUUGAAUGUGAGUCCUGAAUUGGUACAGAAGGAUUUUGAAUAUUAUAUUUCCAAGGGAAUAUCAGAAGUUGGAACGGUGAAUAUUAUUCCGCCUGUGACCACAUGCUGUGGUCAAUUAAAGAAGGUUGGACAAAAAGUUUGCAAUGUAUUUCGAUCCAGAUUUAAACCAGCGGUUGCAGUUAUGUACGAAUUGAAAUGCAGCAAAUGCAACACUGUGUAUAAAUGCAGUACCUACAAGAAGAAAAGUAUUGAGCUUUACUACUCUGAUGUUUUAGAGCAAGAAUAUUUUGCGUCCACAUGCGACUCGGUAUUUUCCAUGGAAUUACUAAGGAAGGUUGAUAUUGACUUAUACAGGAAAUCAGCUUCAUUUGAAGGAAUUGCCUAUGCCUAUAACGACGAACACUUGGGGUCAGAAUGGAUGAAUUUAGAUAAAAAUACUGAAGUAAUGGAUAGAAGACGCCUGAGCGAGGCAUGGUACAAGAAAACCUUUUUAGAGAUAAAGGGAAAUUAUGGGAUGCAACAAAAUAUCGAGUAUAUUUCAUCCGGCAAACUGGAAGACGUGCUUGAAUCUGAAAUGAAUGGCCUAUGGAGGACAUUUUCCAUUAAAUGGUCUUCAUCCUUCCAUACCGACAAUUGCAAACACGAAGAAUGCUGCAAAGCAAUUGUUAUAGACGGGCAUAUGAAAGGAACACGUUCAGUGUGCGCGGCUACGCAUGUAAGAACGACAGAAUCCGAAGAGCUUGGUAGCAUUUCCAUGGGUUGCUGGAAAAUGCCAGUGAAAGGAUCACUAUUUUGUGCUGCUCAUAAGAAUGCCAAGAAACCGGAAAAG
Messenger RNA from Saccostrea cuccullata (small rock oyster), 996 nucleotides. RefSeq lists its product as uncharacterized. NCBI's taxonomy places the organism in Eukaryota, Metazoa, Mollusca, Bivalvia, Ostreida, Ostreidae. The annotation marks the transcript as partial. The record is from RefSeq and is a predicted model, not a curated record. The transcript has 3 exons.